GGAGCCAGCAAACUGGGAACAGAGAGCGGGUUCCCAGCUCUGCAAUCUGUGUUCAGACACACCGUCGUUCCGUUCCAGUCUUCAACUCCAGAGCAAAGCCCCCGCGCCCCGGACACGGGGGGAGACUCGGCAGCGGCUACUGACCCCCAGCCCGCGUGUGGCCAGACACCGAGAGGUGCAGACGCCGUCAGGGUCCGGCUGACGUCCCGCCUGAGGUGCUGGCUGCUCCUGGCUCAGACUCGAAGAUUGGAGGAAGCGGUUGAAUGAAGCCUCGGGGACGGUGCUGAACUUGGUGGGUGUGACGGCGGCCGCUGAUCUGAAAGUUGUAGCGCAGCAAGUUUGCGAGGAAGAAACAUGAGGUGCGCACUGGUCCGGAUGUUCGCUCUCCUGCUACUGGCCGAAGCCGUCCUGGCGGGUGGCAAAUCGUACUUGGGACCCUGUAAUGGCAGAGACUGUUCCGCAGGAUGCCAGUGUUUCCCGGAGAAAGGAGCAAGGGGCCGACCAGGAUCACCGGGGCAGAGAGGCCCCCAGGGACCCCAAGGACCCCGCGGCCGACAGGGAGAGGCUGGACACAAGGGAACGAAAGGGGACCGGGGUGAGGAGGGGUUUCCAGGACCACCUGGAGACAAGGGACCAAUGGGGGUGCCUGGAUUUGCCGGGAAUGACGGAAUUCCGGGUCACCCCGGGCAGCCGGGGCCAAGAGGACCUGCUGGACUAGAUGGCUGCAAUGGGACCAGGGGAGACAUGGGCAGACAAGGAAUACCGGGCAUACCAGCUCUGCCUGGACUACCUGGUUCUGACGGAGUGAAAGGACAGAAAGGUGAACCAUUCCUCGUUACAAUGGAUGGGAAAAGCAACAGGGGCCAUCCUGGUGCUCCCGGACUCCCUGGUCGGCCGGGUGAUGAAGGAGCCCCCGGCCAGCCUGGUUACAGAGGUGCCCGCGGAUAUACCGGGCUAAGGGGACCUCCUGGGCCUACAGGGGCUCGAGGACCAAAGGGAAACGACGCACUCGGCUUGAAGGGGCCAAAGGGGGACAAGGGUGAUCCAGGACUUCCGGGAGACCCUGGACCCCGGGCAACCUCAAAAACUCCGGGAAUUAUUUACUUGAAAGGAAACGCCGGAGAAAAGGGUGAAAAAGGAGAUGUAGGACACGAGGGAGAAAUUGGAAGUCCUGGGAGACCGGGAGAUCCAGGUCUAAAGGGCGAGAAAGGGGAAACGGGAGUGAUGGGGCUACCAGGACCGAGGGGCACCAGUGGUGUGGAUGGACCUCCAGGUCGUGAUGGGACAUCAGGUCUUCCAGGCAACCCCGGUAUUCCAGGAUCUCCCGGCUGGCCUGGACUGAAGGGCGACCGAGGAGACCCGGGUCUCCCUGGCGAAACCGUCAUUUUUAACAGAUCCAUUCCCAAAGGUCCGAAGGGCCUGCAGGGUCCAGAAGGAGAUCGAGGAGAUUGGGGAGACGUAGGACCCACUGGGCCUCGGGGGCCCCAGGGUCCUCCUGGUGCCACCAGCUUCUAUCGAGGCCGCCCUGGGGCUCCAGGGGCACCAGGGUUCAGAGGAUUUAAAGGAUACAAAGGAGAGAGUGGAGAGCCAGCUGCCUUUCCUGGACACAGCGGGUUUCCAGGUGCUUCGGGACCUCCGGGAAACCCUGGUCCCCCAGGUCCAGCGUCCUUUCCAGAGCUGAUUGGUGAUCCCGGGGAACCAGGAGACUCGGGCUACCCCGGUCAGAGGGGGCCGAGUGGAAGCAAAGGAGAAGCUGGACUCUGCGCCUGUACGACCAGGGACGUCGCGCCACGUGGACAUCCUGGUCUCAUUGGGCUUCCCGGAAUUCCUGGGAGAUAUGGAAGCAUAGGUCCACUGGGAGAUGAAGGACCUCCAGGAUUGUACGGAAUUCCCGGAUUUCCUGGUGAGCCUGGGAAUCCUGGUGCUCCUGGCCCAAAGGGGCAGAAGGGCGAAUCCAUCUUCAUCCCCACCAUCACCACCAAAGGUGCGAAGGGGGACGUGGGAGAACCUGGUCUGAGUGGGGCUCAUGGAAAACCCGGAACCCCAGGAAGGGAUGGAAGACCUGGCAAGCAAGGAGAACCAGGACUUCCUGGCGAAGCGCAGAGAGGACCCCCCGGUGACCCAGGGAUCCCAGGAGCCCAUGGCAGGAAAGGAUUCUCGGGACUCCCAGGCAAACCUGGGCAGGUGUUCCAAGGCCCCAUUGGGAGCCCGGGGCUGCCUGGAGACAUCGGAGUUGAAGGUGUCCCUGGAACUGAAGGUCAUCCGGGUGAAACAGGUGACCCAGCCGCUGAGUGCCCCACGGAGCCGGAAGCAUGGCGAAGAACAGGGGGUUACCCAGCAGGUGCUGGUUGUGGGAGCCCAGGACAACCAGGAGUGCCGGGAGAACCAGGAGUACCUGGAGAGACAGGUGAAAAAGGUCAGCAAGGAUUGCCAGGAACGUCCAGGCAAGGAUAUCCAGGGAGGAAAGGAUUCAUUGGAGCCCCAGGACCAGGAAUUCCAGGCCCAGAAGGAUUCGUCGGGGCGCAAGGCAGGAAGGGGGAGCGUGGUGUGGCGGGCCUGCCGGGGCUACCAGGACUGAAGGGCUGGCCUGGAGGGCAGGGUCAACCUGGUCUGAAGGGCUGGCAUGGGGACGUGAUCGGAGCAGAGCCAGGGUUUCCGGGAGAGCCCGGCUUCCAGGGAAAGCCCGGAGUGAAGGGAAUUCCUGGAGAUGAAGGCAUGAUUGGAUCCCCAGGAACGGAUGGAGCGCAGGGAGCACUGGGUCCCAAAGGGGAGCAAGGACACCCUGGACCAUCCGGACUUGCAGGAUUCCCAGGAGAAAAGGGGCUUCCUGGCACCUUUGGACGGCCAGGACUGCCUGGGUUACAGGGAAUUCCAGGGGUACCUGGAUUUAUGGGUCAACAGGGUCAGAAAGGAAGCCAAGGAGAUCUAGGUCCCCCUGGUCCAGCUGGGAUGAAAGGACUACCUGGUGUUCCUGGUGAGAUGGGUCCCCCCGGAGACCAAGGCUUUCCCGGGCCGAGCGCUCCGUAUGGUGCAGAUGGGCUGCCAGGACUCGAUGGGCUGAAGGGUGGGAGAGGCUCGUCGGGAAUCAUGGGCUUUCUUGGUGUCAAAGGCUUCAGAGGUCAACCUGGAAUCAAGGGUCGGAAGGGCGAAGUUGGAUUUUCUGGAAAGAAAGGAGUUGUAGGAGUCUCAGGACUGAAAGGACUGAAAGGUGACAGAGGAGAAAGGGGUCCCCCCGGCCCACCCCCACCCAUCGAACCGCACAUGAUGGAGAAAGUGAAGGGGGACAAGGGUGAUUCUGGUCUCUCUGGACAGCCUGGGUUCAUUGGCCCCAGAGGGAGUAAAGGAAUGCCUGGUUUCCCAGGCAGAGGAGGAAGACCUGGUAUUCCCGGAACUCCAGGACAAGAGAAAGGCAGGCCAGGAUUACCAGGACAACUGGGAGAACCUGGAAGUAAAGGAAUGCCAGGGAUCCCAGGCCCUCCGGGUAUCAGAGGCUUUCCUGGGAUGCCGGGUGAGAAGGGUUAUGUGGGCGUCCCCGGAUUACCUGGAAACCUGGGAGACCCUGGAACCACCGGACCUAAAGGUGAUGUGGGAGACACGAUCAACAUAAGCGGCCUGCCUGGGUACAAGGGUGAAACAGGGUCACCAGGGGUCAAAGGCCAACCCGGACAGCCAGGUCUCCCAGGGGAAGCUGGGAAGAGCGGAGAGGUCGGCGUCGAGGGAAUGAAGGGGGUGUACGGUGAUCCUGGCUUCCAAGGUCAACAGGGCUCUCCUGGAUCUCCGGGCUCGCCGGGUGACCCAGGGCUGAAGGGUCCGAAAGGAUCGUCCGGCCUUCCGGGAUUGCCGGGAUUCCCAGGAUUCCGAGGCACCAAAGGUUUCAGGGGCCCUGACGGUUUGCCAGGUUUAAACGGGUUAAUGGGAUCGAAAGGCUUCCUGGGGUCUCCAGGUGUGAGCGGGAAAGGAGUGGAAGGCCUUUCUGGGAAAGCAGGUGAAAAGGGAGAGAGGGGACCGCCGAGCACACAGCUGGGGGAUCCUGGUCAACCCGGAUCACCUGGAUCCAAGGGCGACUCUGGUCACCAAGGUCCUGUUGGCUCACCCGGACCUCCAGGGCCACCUGGGCCCCUAUUCCCUUCUGACAAGCCAGGAGCACCAGGAGACCCAGGACAGAAAGGGUUGCAUGGAGCCCCAGGUUAUCCUGGCCCACAGGGCUCACCUGGAAGAGCGGGCUACCCUGGGAUCAAGGGUGAGAGGGGAGACCAGGGAAACGCAGGAUAUUCUGGACCACAGGGACCCAGGGGUGAGGUGGGGAAGCCUGGUCUUCCCGGAAUCAACGGCAUUCCCGGCAACAAAGGAAACGAGGGUGACCAGGGGAUGAUGGGAUUCCCGGGGGCCAAGGGUCAGCCUGGAGAUCGGGGAGAUCGGGGAGCUCCUGGUGUGAAGGGAUUUUUUGGUCUGCCAGGUUCGAAGGGAUCACCUGGUCCUCAGGGUCCAAAACCUGAUUUUGGACAUUUCGAUGCACCCAGAGGUUCUCCUGGGCUGCCUGGGAGACCUGGACAAACUGGACCUAAGGGAGACACUGGUCCAAAAGGACCUCAUGGUGAUCGAGGUCCCAAGGGCCCAAAGGGUCAACAGGGAUUCCCAGGCCCCACCAACCUCCCUGGAAUGCCGGGCUUGCCUGGAGAAUCAGGAAUGAUGGGACAACGGGGUCCUCCGGGAGAUGAAGGCGCUGCAGGACCAACUGGUGUUCGUGGCAUGACAGGAAUGCCAGGCCGGAGUGUCAGUGUUGGAUACCUGCUGGUAAAGCACAGCCAGUCGGAGCAGGUGCCACCAUGUCCCCUGGGGAUGAACAGGCUGUGGGACGGGUACAGCCUUUUGUAUGUAGAAGGGCAGGAAAAAUCCCACAACCAGGACCUGGGACUGGCCGGCUCCUGCAUGCCUCGCUUCAGCACCAUGCCCUUCGUCUACUGCAACAUCAACGAGGUCUGCCACUUCGCCAGCCGGAACGACAAGUCCUACUGGCUGUCCACCAACGCUCCCAUCCCCAUGAUGCCCGUCGCCAAUGAAGAGAUCAGGCAGUACAUCAGCCGUUGCUCGGUGUGCGAGGCUCCCUCGCUCGCUGUGGCCGUCCACAGCCAGGACAUCACCAUCCCCAUGUGCCCGUUGGGCUGGCGCAGCCUGUGGAUCGGUUACUCCUUCCUCAUGCACACGGGUGCAGGCAGUGAAGGUGGCGGCCAGUCGCUGGUGUCGCCGGGGAGCUGCCUGGAGGACUUCCGCACCGCGCCCUUCGUGGAGUGCAGCGGGGCCCGGGGAGCCUGCCACUACUUUGCCAACGAGCACAGCUUCUGGCUGUCCACCAUCGAUCCCGAGCAGCAGUUCCAGGAGCAGCCAGAGCCUGACACCCUGAAGGCUGGACAGCUGCUGACGCGGGUGGGGAGGUGUCAGGUCUGCAUGAAGAACCUGUAACGGCACCGUCAGUAAUCUGCACCCCCCCCCCCCCAGCUGCCCGGCUCCAUUCCCAGCGGGUCUUCUCCUCAAAUUUACCCGGCCACCUGCUCCUCGUAACCACCACUCACUGGCCCAAUGCCCACUGACUGACCGCUCGCACCAGAUACCAGCCCUGAUACCACCCCCUCCUGGGGUCCACCGCCCAUCCCAGCACAUAUCCUCAGGCUGCGGCUCCUCCCUGGGCUGAGGGAGUGAUCACCCCACUACCCAAGGAGGGAGCCAGUGCCUCGUUUCCAGAGGAAGAGGAAAGGAACGUCUUACUGUCUGAGGAAAUGGAGGCUCGGAGUGAGGGAGUGCUGCACUGCCUGGAGGAGACAGAGGGGGCUCAAGAGCUGGCAUAGGUUGUUUGGGGGAGUGGGGGUGCAUUGAAGGCGGCUGCUGCACAGAGCCUGGGGUGAGGGUGGUUUUGAUGAUGCACCAGGUGCUCUCCCUGCCCAUUUCUGGGUCUGAGAUCCCUGCACCAAAGCAUCAGAAGUUCUCUCCAGCAUGUUAAAAAAAUAUAUUUAUUCUCUACCCGUAACUUUACAAGACCUUCCCCUGCUGUUUGUGGGAUCUUGCUGUCAGGCACUUCAUGCCCUGGCUGGCUGCACCGAGGGAGGUGAAGUUGCUGUGGUUCCUUGCUCCGGAUCGGCGUUCAGCAAGUGCUGGACCCUGAGGAUGGUCUGUGGGGACUAUAGCCCCCACCCUGAGCCCUGGCACAAGAUGCACAAUUCCAGAACUAAGGCACAUCUCUAUAUCCCCCCACCCCAGCAGGAAUCUCCAAAUGUUCUCACUGGCACAGGCUCUGGCAGGGAGCGCAGACCCACCACUGGGACACAGGAGAGAACACCUGAAGCCCUGCCCUAAAAACCUGCACAAAAUAUACAUCACAGCAGGAUUAGAGGCUUCAUCGAAAGGCUCACUAGUUACAUUGUUCCAGCAGGAAUUUCAUUCUCUGAAAUAAGGCAUUGGUUAUGGCUGAGGUUGUAAGACAGUCCUCACACUCCCCCACCUACGUUAGUCCUGGUAACAAUUUCUUUCAGGCAGGUGCCGUUGAAGUUUUGCUCCUGGAUUAAGGUUGUAGUUCAAUCCUGUAACAGAGGGAGCGGCACACCGUGGGGGGGGGGGGGGGGGAGCAAUACUGAGGGGGUGAGGAAUGGCACCGUGAGACUGUCACACAGUGGGAGGGCCUGUACCCUGAGUAUUGAGCUCCGCAUUACUGGAUGUGAAGAGCUAAACCAACCUAUUGGACUGUUGCACAACGUUCAGACGCUGUGACCCUGGACAAGAUUCCAAUCUCAACCAAAACCAAGCAUUACAGACUGUCUCUCCUCUGGGCAGCUGAGCGGGGAACGUUCCAUUUGCCGUCAGACCAACCCAACCGGCUACGGUGCAUUGUCCAAAGAUGCCGAUGGUGCUAUGUAAAUGUAAACCCUCUCCCUGGGCCCCUUUACAAUACAACUCAGUGUUUGUACUUGAAGCUGCGCAGGUUACUAGCUGCUUGACCGUGCUCAGUGCUCCAUAUCUCACCACUAAUUUAUCAAUGUUUGACAAAUGAUUUGCUAUAAUGUGUAAACACUGGUGAGCGAAAGGCUUAACGUAGUCAAAGGCAGUGCAAGAAGUAAACCAGGCACCCGACUGCAGGAACAGGGAGGCAAUGUGCCCUCCAGCAGCUGUGAAAUCUGCACUGUGCCAGUGUAAGGGUGCCACCACACUGCGCCAGUGUAAGGGUGCCACCACACUGCGCCAGUGUAAGGGUGCCACCACACUGCGCCAGUGUAAGGGUGCCACCACACUGCGCCAGUGUAAGGGUGCCACCACACUGCGCCAGUGUAAGGGUGCCACCACACUGCGCCAGUGUAAGGGUGCCACCACACUGCGCCAGUGUAAGGGUGCCACCACACUGCGCCAGUGUAAGGGUGCCACCACACUGCGCCAGUGUAAGGGUGCCACCACACUGCGCCAGUGUAAGGGUGCCACCACACUGUGCCAGUGGAGGCGUACUGCUGACGAUGCAGACUGAGCGGCCUGCUCUGAGGGGCUUGUACCCACGUGCAGUGAAGGGCUUACUGCAUCCGACUCUGCAAACACAACCAGAUGGCUGUUCCUAUACACUAGGGCAUAACUAAACAGAGACCAUGCUUGUUUACACUGCAAUUAACAUGUACAAAAGCUGCCUUCUUAUCUGUACUGUAUGACAUGAAGCUCCCAAUUGAUGUAAUUAUACAGAUUAAAAGUAUUUUACCAGA
This is a messenger RNA of Hypanus sabinus (Atlantic stingray), 7730 nucleotides long. Its product is annotated as collagen alpha-6(IV) chain-like. The transcript is spliced from 48 exons. Gene Ontology annotation, molecular function: extracellular matrix structural constituent. Lineage: Eukaryota; Metazoa; Chordata; Chondrichthyes; Myliobatiformes; Dasyatidae. The record is from RefSeq and is a predicted model, not a curated record. Gene Ontology annotation, cellular component: collagen trimer. Bases 355 to 5460 code for a protein of 1701 amino acids.